Molecule: messenger RNA, 954 nt
Organism: Cucurbita moschata (crookneck pumpkin)
Lineage: Eukaryota; Viridiplantae; Streptophyta; Magnoliopsida; Cucurbitales; Cucurbitaceae
Product: probable glycosyltransferase At5g03795
Exons: 1
Coding region: 1-954 (317 amino acids)
Molecular function (GO): glycosyltransferase activity
Source: RefSeq, a predicted model, not a curated record
AUGUCCACAACGUUAAAGAUCUUCACCUACAUCCCAUUCAAACCUGUCUCCUUCCCUUCCCCUGCCGAAUCGCUUUUCUACAAAUCGCUUCUCGACAGCCCCUACUCUACUCACGAUCCUGACCACGCGCACUUCUUUUUUAUUCCUUUUUCUCCCGAUACUUCCACGCGCUCUCUUGCGCGUUUGAUUCGCACGCUCCGUUCUCAGUUGCCCUAUUGGAAUCGGACUCUUGGCGCUGAUCACUUCUUUCUCUCGUCGCCUGGCGUUCGCUAUGCUUCUGAUCGGAACAUUGUCGAAUUGAAGAAGAAUGCUAUUCAGGUCUCCGGUGGGCCCGUGCCGGUUGGGAAUUUUAUUUCUCAUAAGGACAUUACGUUGCCGCCGGUUUUCGAUUCGUCGGAGUUUUCUUCUUCUUGGAUUCCGGCUCCGGCGACGGAGAGGGUGUUGGGUUUCGUCGGGUAUGGGUGGGUGAGAGAUCGGGUUUUGGUGAAGGAGUUGAUUGAGGAUCCCGAGUUUUUCAUGGAGUCUGAGCCGCCGCCGCCGUCGGAGAGGUGGAACUACGGGGAGAGAUUGGGGAAAAGUGAUUUUUGUUUGUUUGAAUACGGCGGUGGGGGUGUUGUUUUGAGGAUUGGGGAGGUGUUGCGAUAUGGGUGUGUGCCGGUGGUUAUUUCUGACCGUCCGAUUCAGGACUUGCCGUUGAUGGACGUGUUACGGUGGCAGGACAUGGCGGUGUUCGUCAAUGGCGGCAAAGGAAUUGAAGGAGUGAAGAGAGUAUUGAGGCGCGUGGAUGGGGAGAGUCUCGUAAAAAUGAAGAGACUGGGUGCGGCGGCGGCACAGCAUUUUGUGUGGAACUCGCCGCCUCAGCCGUUGGAUGCUUUCAAUACGGUGGCGUAUCAACUUUGGUUGAGAAGGCACACCAUCAGAUACGCCGAGAGAAAAGAGUGGGCCCAGAGUUGA